This is a messenger RNA of Halteromyces radiatus, 1395 nucleotides long. RefSeq lists its product as uncharacterized. The coding region runs from base 1 to 1395 and encodes 464 amino acids. The transcript has 2 exons. NCBI's taxonomy places the organism in Eukaryota, Fungi, Mucoromycota, Mucoromycetes, Mucorales, Cunninghamellaceae. The record is from RefSeq and is a predicted model, not a curated record.
AUGAGUUCAGUCUCCUCAUAUGAUGGUAGCGAAAAAGAACUUUUUCACCAACGAACUUUAGAUGGCUUUAUUCCUCGUCAUUCCUAUUUACGAAAAACUGACUUUAUGGAUGUUUACGAUAAUACACGUUCUCGCGAUACGGAUACUUGGAGUGUAGCUGCCACAGUGGAUGAUCAAGAAUCAGUUAUUAGUACCAAUACUCAAAAAAGUCGUUUGGUUCAUGACGUAGAUGAUGACAACUUGACAGUGGAUGGUAUUACUCCUACUAUUACUGCAAAUAUUAUUUCUUUGGAUAUGAAUGGACAUUCCUUGGACAUUGAGAGCUUGGAUAUCGAUACAACUGCAAGUCAAUGUGAAGACGAUAAGUAUGAACGAUCUUUGACUUCUCGUUCAGUAGCAGCUGAAUAUGGUGACCGAACAACAGAUGGAUUUGGAAGUGAAGCUAGUUUACACGAUGACAAUAAUGACCAUGACGAUGAUCAUGAUGACAAUCAAAGCCACAACACAGUCGAUGAUGCCAUCAGAGCACCUACUGAACCUCAACCAAGUAUUGCAACUGUAGAUAAAACUUACACUCAUCUUUUGGAAGAAAACGAAAUGUUACAAGCUCAACUACGUCAUUUGGAAAUCACCACUAAACAACAACAGGAUAUCAUUAACACUAUGCAAUCACAUCAUCCUAUUCAUCAUCAUCAACCUUAUGACGACUUACUCCAUAACGAAGUGAAUUCAAGUAUUUUGUCGCAGCAACUCACAACAUGGGCGGAAUUAGUGACUGGAUUUGCUAAACAGUGGACGACAAGCGCAGAACAACAAAGCCGAGUGGAACAGGAUCUGUUUCAUCAUGUGAUGGAAUACUAUUUACACGCCUUACCUUUUGGAACUGAAAAUCAAGUCCUACUCAACACAGCUUACCAAGAUCAAUUAGCAAGAUUCCAUAAUACUCUUGGUGUUAACUUUGCCAAAUGGUAUCGACGUCAAACAGUACAAUCAUUAGCUCGAAACCCUGCAACUCAUGAUUAUCUCCAUGCUGUUCGUAUGCUUAUCACUCAACACAUCUGUCGUGUUUUAGGCGCCGACCCUGCUAUUCUAACGGAAUCCUCUGAAUGGCAAAAUCUAUUGGAUUAUUGUGCAAGACUCUCCCUGGAAUUACAUAGUGGUGAACAAGAUGUUUUGAUUCGAUGCAUCUCUUCUGGUACACCCUACGAUCAAAAUAUUAUGACGGCUGUAGAUGAUGGAAAUAUAUCUCCUCUCUUGGAUGAAACAAUUGAUGCAGGUACUCCUCCUUUGAUGGCCACUCAGACUCCAAAACAACGUAUCAAGUGCAUGGUAUGUCCCUUAUUUGUUGAUGAACAAGAAACUGUCCUCCUACCUGCUCGUGUUAUCUUGGAAUGA